Molecule: messenger RNA, 1150 nt
Organism: Amphimedon queenslandica
Lineage: Eukaryota; Metazoa; Porifera; Demospongiae; Haplosclerida; Niphatidae
Product: heterogeneous nuclear ribonucleoprotein C-like
Exons: 4
Coding region: 85-1038 (317 amino acids)
Cellular component (GO): nucleus
Molecular function (GO): RNA binding
Source: RefSeq, a predicted model, not a curated record
CUACUUUAAUUAACGCCCACACACAUAGCCCCUCCCUCUUUGGCGCCAUUUUAAGAGAACUCGUGUUUCUUUCCUGUGGCCAUCAUGAGCAGGUCUCCUCCUUCUCCAAAUAACAAGAGGAACUCAAGAUAUGGAAGAGGAGGAGAGGACAGAGGGGGAGGGAGGAGAGGGAGAUCAAGGAGUCCACAUUUCUCGGGGCGUGACUGGAAGAUUGAUGGCGUCAGUAACAACACCCAGAGAUCGGAGGAUCACAUGCGAAAAGCUCGUCUUUUCGUAGGAAACGUGGACGCCAGAGCUGUCUCAAGGAAUGACCUCAUAUCAGUGUUUUGCAAACAUGGCGAUGUGGUUGCUGUUUCUAUACACUCUGGCUACAGUUUUAUACAAAUGGACAGUGAGAGGAGUGCCAACAGAGCUGUUAAUUAUGAGAAUGGGGCAACAUUGAAUGGCUGCAAGAUUAAUGUGGAGUUUUCUUCUGCAGCUUUAAAAGCAGGAGCAAGAUUCAAAAGGCUCCCUCCUCUUCAGUCCUCGUCUCCCCCUCCUUCCCUCCCUCCUCCUCCCUCUCACAGAUCAAGCUAUCCCCUAAGAGGAGGAGGAGGUGGAGGGGAUUAUCCUUUACCUACUCACUCCGAUGUUAACCUGUCUGACAGAGAGAGACGCCUGCAAAGAAUACUUGCUCUUGAGAGAGAAUUGAAACAAGAAAUGAGCACGUUAUACGAUGGUCCGGAUGACCCCAAUGCUUAUUAUGCAGGCAAUCACAGACUUCCACAAUCUGCCUCUCUCUCUUCUUCCUAUCCAGUGGAUCAUUAUGGAAGACGGUCUCCUCAGCAAAGAAAAGAAUAUGAUGAUUACACUAGAUCUUCUGCUGCUCCUCUUCCCCUCUCUGCUGCAGGAAUGGCUGCUACUGCUAGAAGGGACUUUAAUCGUCCCACCUCUCCAAGACAGCGUCCACAGGGGGACCCCAUGCAGGCCCGUCCUCCUUAUGGUAAUCGUUUCUCCAGCAGUUUUCUUGGGGGACGUCCCUCGACCGAGAGCUGGUAAAUUAAAAUGAAGGUCUUUUGUGGAUUUUUUGCAACUUUAUCUUUUUUCUGACAUUUUUGACCCUUUCUUGUAAAGUAUAAUGUAAUACUGAAGAAGGUCUACCUUUCAUUCA